AUGACGGUUGUUGCUGUGAUUGUGACCCCGCCCCCGCCAAAGUACUCAGCAAGCUGGCAGAGCUGGCAGCAAGCACCGAGUAUGGAGAUGGAUGAAGAGGAGCAAAGCAAAAGUAGUGUCGACGUCGACGCCGAUGAUGACAGCUUGGAUCAGGAUCACAGCUUCACGCUUCACAUGGCAGGAGACAGGAGAAGAUGGCGGCGUCAGAGAAUCAGCUGCAGUGUUCAGUGCGCUAAGGUGCACAAGGAGGAGCACAAAAACGAACCUGAGCCAAGUCCGCCCACUCCGGCCCCCAAGAGCAACAAGUGCCUGAAGAUGUCCGAUGAUGACUGCGGCACCGCUUCUGUCAAGACUGCUGAGCAUACCUCGCCCUUGGAGGUCAUUGCCCAAAAGCAUGGUGAUGAGAUCUCCAAUUUUGUGGCCAAGCACCCUGGGCUGGAGGAGGUCCUCCAGGACAUCCUGAUGGCGACCAUGCCACCCGGCGAGCGUGGCCUCCAGUCCCUGCAGUCGCGGCUAAGCAGUGUUGGCACAUGGGGCUACAAGAAUAGGAAUACGGCGCAUACAGCAGCGCAAUGGAAGGGUGUCCGGGCCUUCGGGAGGGGCACUCGAGGGGGAUGGACGGCGUCCAGUCCACAGCGAGCGGCGAUUCGCCAUGCCCAGCGACGCUGCUACUGCUGCAACGGCCCAAUGACGGCAACACCUGGACAGCCUGUUGCUGGCACCAUUUUGAUUGGCUGGAUUGCUGAUGACUACCACCUGGCUGCGCUGGGUUUGCUGGCUGGGCGUGCUGCCGCGGGCGCUUAA
This is a messenger RNA of Thermochaetoides thermophila DSM 1495, 804 nucleotides long. RefSeq lists its product as uncharacterized. The transcript has 3 exons. NCBI's taxonomy places the organism in Eukaryota, Fungi, Ascomycota, Sordariomycetes, Sordariales, Chaetomiaceae. The coding region runs from base 1 to 804 and encodes 267 amino acids. The record is from RefSeq and is a predicted model, not a curated record.